UCAUGGCUUAGAAUAUUGUGGAUCGGCACUUACGAUAUAUGGUAAUUUAUGUGUCAAGGCCUUUAAAGAAAAGAUGAACGAGGUAAAGUGAGGUUACGGUUAUUGCGAUACUUCGUUUGCUUGUUAUGUCAAAGUUGUAAAAAGGAAAACAAAGGCAAAAAUACUCGGAAAGUGAACAACACUUUCAUAAAAUUAAUCGAUUAUGGCACGAUAUUUCAGGGAAGAAGAUAUAGAUGAGUUCCGAGAAUGUUUCUACCUGUUUGCACGAAGCGGUCAAAUUCGAACACUCGAUGAGCUUACUAUAAUCAUGAGAUCCUUAGGUUUAAGCCCAACGAUCGCAGAAUUAAACAAAUAUAUGAAAGAUAAAGGUGGAAAAAUGUCUUUUGCUGAUUUCCUAGAAGUUAUGCAUCUUCAAACUUGUAUGGAAGAUUUACCGAAAGAAGUGAUUAAAGCUUUUCAAGCAGCAGAUUCAUGUCAUAGUGGUACUAUUUCAGCUCGACAAUUAGCACAUAUGUUACUCCACUGGGGUGAACAAUUGAGUAGCAAAGAAGUGGAGCAAAUUUUUCGCGAAGCCAACGUAUCUCUAAAUGGAUAUGUGAAAUAUGAAGAUUUUGUGAAAAUAGCAUGUGCACCAGUACCUGAUUAUUAUUGAAAACUAUAUUAAGCAAUUUAUUUUUUCCUAUUUUUAUAUUCAUUUAUUAUAUAUGUGUUCAUAACCUCUGAAUAUAUAUAUAUAUAUAUGGGAAAGAUGAAGUUAUCCUUAGAAUAACCACUUGCAAAGUGCACAGGAAGAUUCUUAGUGCCAAACGAAAUAACUUUUUAUUUAUUCAAAUUGUUUAAAUAAUAAUUUUUAAAUAAAAUCUACUUAAGGUUGAAUUAGCAUACUAAAUUGCACACGAGUCAAAAGCAAAGCCACAAAAUGUCAAAUAAAUUUUUAAAAGAAGCUAAUGGAAUGUUAUAACAAAUGCUGAAAAUGCAUGCUUUGCAUUUAUAGCAUAAGCAUUUGUAGCAUUUGUUCUAUAAAUAAGAUCUUCCUACAUAUGUCUCAGAAAAUUAUUAUUGGUUAUGAUAUAAUUGGUUAGUAAUAUAUAAUAGUUUUAUUAUUUAUACAAAUAAUAAAACU
Molecule: messenger RNA, 1123 nt
Organism: Dinoponera quadriceps
Lineage: Eukaryota; Metazoa; Arthropoda; Insecta; Hymenoptera; Formicidae
Product: calmodulin-like protein 4
Exons: 5
Coding region: 203-652 (149 amino acids)
Cellular component (GO): myosin II complex
Molecular function (GO): calcium ion binding
Source: RefSeq, a predicted model, not a curated record